This is a messenger RNA of Coffea eugenioides, 1235 nucleotides long. RefSeq names its product desiccation-related protein PCC13-62-like. NCBI's taxonomy places the organism in Eukaryota, Viridiplantae, Streptophyta, Magnoliopsida, Gentianales, Rubiaceae. The record is from RefSeq and is a predicted model, not a curated record. The coding region runs from base 48 to 1001 and encodes 317 amino acids. The transcript has 3 exons.
UCAAAUCACGUCUUCUCAACCUCUGUUUCUCAUUCUGCCGUCGAACAAUGGCUCUUCUUUUAUCAUAUAAGCCCCAAACAGUCGUGUUCAUGAUCUUGAUGGUGUCUUGCACAGCAUCCACUGCAUCAUUUUCCCCUCAACCUUGCAAGCCAACUUUUCCACAAAAAUCACUUCCACUAUACGAGAAAGACAUUGAACUGUUGCAGUUUCCAGUGAAUCUAGAGUUCUUGGAAGCAGAAUUUUUCUUGUGGGGUGCCUUGGGCCGUGGACUCGACGUGGUUGAGCCUGAAUUGCCCAAUGAAGGUCCUCCUCCCAUCGGUGCCCAAAAAGCCAAUCUUGAUCUUCUUACAAAGAACAUUAUCACUGAAUUUGCCUAUCAAGAAGUUGGCCAUCUCAGGGCGCUUAGAGAUACGGUAGGUUUGUUCCCAAGGCCACAGCUGGACCUCCGUGCUGAAAACUUUGCAAAGCUCUUUGAUGAAGCAUUUGGAUACAAACUCGACCCUCCGUUCAACCCCUACAGUAACAGCCUCAACUACAUGUUGGCAUCUUAUGUAAUUCCCUAUGUAGGACUAGUAGGCUAUGUUGGCACAAAUCCCUUACUCCAAGGCUAUCGAGCCAAGCGUCUUUUAGCCGGACUUCUAGGAGUUGAAUCAGGCCAAGAUGCAGUAAUCAGAAUGUAUCUCUAUGAACGAGCUAAAGAAGUGGUGUACCCUUACAAUCAAACAGUUGCUGAAUUUACUAUUCGCAUUUCAAAGCUGAGAAACAAGUUGGGCAAGGAUGGCAUCAAGGACGAAGGGAUCUUUGUCCCACUGAAGCUAGGCGCUGAAGGACGGACUUCAAGCAACGUUUUAUCUGCCAAUUCCUACUCUAUCUCAUAUGAGAGGGGUCCAGAGGAGAUACUGAGGAUUGUUUAUGGCACUGGUAAUGAGCAUGUUCCAGGAGGAUUCUAUCCUAAGGGAGGCAAUGGAAAGAUUGCCAGAGAAUUCCUCAAGAAAUACUGAAAGAAUAAAUAAAUUCUUGUGCCUCAGUUCAAAGAGUCUGCCCCGUUAUUUGGCACGGAGGAUUGGGGUUACCACAACUUGUUUCAUUUCAUCUUUUUUCAUGUUGCUGAUGUUUUCUAAAUAAUGUAAGGCAAAUCCACCUGAUUGUCCGUAAUUGUCGGAUGAAUCAUGAAGAUUUAUGUUACUGUACGAGUAUAAAUCUUUGAUAAAUCAGAGUCCAAACAAUCUUUGCCA